Rhagoletis pomonella (apple maggot) is the source of this 1379-nucleotide messenger RNA. RefSeq names its product serendipity locus protein delta-like. Gene Ontology annotation, molecular function: RNA polymerase II cis-regulatory region sequence-specific DNA binding; DNA-binding transcription factor activity, RNA polymerase II-specific. Lineage: Eukaryota; Metazoa; Arthropoda; Insecta; Diptera; Tephritidae. The transcript has a single exon. The record is from RefSeq and is a predicted model, not a curated record. Bases 149 to 1357 code for a protein of 402 amino acids. Gene Ontology annotation, biological process: regulation of DNA-templated transcription.
UCUAAUACCUAUGUAAAUUAUAUGUUUUGUUAUUGCUAAGUAGUUUAUUUUCCUAUAAGGGUUGGAGUUUCCAAAAAUCUCGUGAAAUUCUUAAAAUUCACGAAAUAUUGCCUGUAAAUUUUAGCUUUUUAAGACGAUCAAACGAGCCAUGUACUGUACACUGUGCCGAAUAAAAGUAAAUGAGUCGGAUGAGCUGGAGCAUGUGAAUAAUAAAACCCCAUUUUCAAAGAAAACCGUAUAUGCAAUCAUUACAUAUUUAGCAAAAUCAGCUAAGCCACCUAUAGAUGUAGCGCCGGCUGGUCAACCUUUCAAGUACAUUUGUAAGGCAUGUUAUAAUGACAUCUUGACGUAUGAUGAAUACAUGCUUAAACUAUUAGAAAUACAGAAGCGUAUCCUUUCGUCCCUUCGAAAUCCGAACGAAGACAUUCCACCAUUAGAAGAAUUUGCAGAUAUCGAUGCAAAAAUUGAAAUAAGUGUUCAAAACAAUUUCGAAUCAAGUGACGACUGUGACAAUGCUGAAGAAAACAAAGAAUCGUUCACUCGUCAUGACGCAAAGGUCGGUUCCAACGUGGACGAUAGCGAUGAUUUUAAAAACUCUCAAGAUGCAGAAAGUAAGAGUGAAUUAAACGAAAGUAUAGAUGCAUCUAUCUCUAGCAUUCGGCGGUAUAAGGUCCCAGCUAAAUGUAAAAGAUGUGACAAAAUUUUUAAAAAUAAAUCGCAACUGCGACGACAUAUGAGCGUUGUACAUAAACCUUCUAAAAAAAUUUGGAAAUGUGAAGUUUGUGGAAUUAUCACAAAAGAUGAAGAAUACCUUGAGCUACAUAAAAACAUUCACGAAGGUAAAUCAGAUUUAGAGUGCCGGUUUUGCAACAAACGUUAUGCUCGUAAAAUCAAUGUUAUACGUCAUAUGCAAAAACAUUGGGACAAAAAGAAAUUUCAGUGUGAAAGAUGUGGUUUGAUGUUCUCCGAAAUUCCAAUUUACUAUAAUCACAAACUACAACAUGAAGCGGAAGAGGACCCUCUCAUCUGUAAUGUAUGUAACCAAUCAUUCAAAACUCGUCGUACGUAUAGAAGACAUUUAUGGGUACAUCGUGAGGAUCGACCACGCUUUAGCUGUGAAAUUUGUGGGAAGACCUUUGUUGAAAAAUACACGCUUAAAGUGCAUUUAAAGUGUCACAGUGACAAAGAAGAAGAACGUGGACGUGGACGUCGAAAAAUCAUAAAUGAAUUAAAACAACAACAGAAGGCGUUUGAAUGUAUUAUAUGCGGAAAUCAAUUUUCUUCCCAAGACCUAUGUGAUGAACAUAUGAAAGCUCAGCAUGACGUAAUUUUGAGAGCUGAAAACAUUUUUAUAUAAAAUAAAGUUAAUUUUCCUAAGA